This is a messenger RNA of Portunus trituberculatus (swimming crab), 963 nucleotides long. Its product is annotated as vegetative cell wall protein gp1-like. NCBI's taxonomy places the organism in Eukaryota, Metazoa, Arthropoda, Malacostraca, Decapoda, Portunidae. The record is from RefSeq and is a predicted model, not a curated record. The coding region runs from base 1 to 963 and encodes 320 amino acids. The transcript has a single exon.
AUGUCCCUCUCACAGCCACAGCCUCCCACAGCAUCACAGCCACGCCACUCCUGCCUUCCCACGUCCCUCUUACAGCCACAGCCUCCCACAGCAUCACAGCCACGCCACUCCUACCUUCCCACGUUCCUCUUACAGCCACAGCCUCCCACAGCAUCACAGCCACACCACUCCUGCCUUCCCACGUCCCUGCCACAGCCACAGCAUCCCACAGCAUCACAGCCACGCCACUCCUACCUUCCCACGUCCCUGCCACAGCCACAGCAUCACAGCCACGCCACUCCUGCCUUCUCACGUCCCUGCCAUAGCCACAGCAUCACAGCCACGCCACUCCUGCCUUCCCACGUCCCUGCCACAGCCACAGCAUCACAGCCACGCCACUCCUGCCGUCCCACGUCCUUCUCACAGCCACAGCAUCACAGCCACGCCACUCCUGCCUUCCCACGUCCCUCUCACAGCCACAGCAUCACAGCCACGCCACUCCUGCCUUCCCACGUCCCUGCCACAGCCACAGCCUCCCACAGCAUACACCCACGCCACUCCUGCCGUCCCACGUCCUUCUCACAGCCACAGCAUCACAGCCACGCCACUCCUGCCUUCCCACGUCCCUCUUACAGCCUCCCACAGCAUCACACCCACGCCAUUCCUGCUUUCCCACGUCCCUGCCACAGCCACAGCCUCCCACAGCAUCACAGCCACGCCAUUCCUGCCUUCCCACGUCCAUGCCACAGCCACAGCAUGACAGCCACGCCACUCCUGCCUUCCUACGUCCCUCUCACAGCCAUAGCAUCACAGCCAUGCCACUCCUGCCUUCCCACGUCCCUGCCACAGCCACAGCCUCCCACAGCAUCACAGCCACGCAACUUCUGCCUUCCCACGUCCCUGCCACAGCCUCCCACAGCAUCACAGCCACGCCACUCCUUCCUUCCCACAGCCACAGCAUCACAGCCAGUCUCUUACUCCUAG